Messenger RNA from Aplysia californica (California sea hare), 7614 nucleotides. Its product is annotated as tetraspanin-33. The coding region runs from base 168 to 1136 and encodes 322 amino acids. The transcript is spliced from 7 exons. Gene Ontology annotation, cellular component: membrane. The record is from RefSeq and is a predicted model, not a curated record. Lineage: Eukaryota; Metazoa; Mollusca; Gastropoda; Aplysiida; Aplysiidae.
UCUUAAAAUAGCGAACACCCGAAAACACGGAGCUCAGCUGUUUGUUAUUCGUUUGAACCCCUCAAGGCAUAAGGGCCCUUUUGUGGUGCGUGCCGAGAAGGGUGCGUGACCUGAGAAAAUUAUUUUGGGAACAGGGGCGUGACACAGAACUGUUUCUGUCUUUCACUAUGAGGAGAGUGGGCCCCCCUCCGAAUACAGUCAUUCCUUAUGAUCAGGAAGUAAACAUGGCCGCGCAGGGAUCAGCACAUCAACGACAUCACAGAAUGGGCCCAGGAAUGCUGGGAGACAAGUUCACACAUUCUCUACGGAGGAGAUCAAAUCGACCUGAUAGAAGUGAAAUCAAUCCAUUUGUCAAAUAUUUCCUGUUUUUCUUCAAUUUUCUGUUUUUUCUGCUUGGCCUUGGUAUGCUGGUACUUGGGAUUUACAUACUUGUCGUAAAGGAAAAGACAGUUUCCAACUGGAUUGAUUUCCUGUUUGACCCAGCGUGUCUUGUCCUGAGCCUUGGAGGAUCGAUUAUUACUUUCAUUACCUUCUUCGGGGCUUAUGGCUCUCUGAGAGAAAAUAUUUGCUGCCUUCAAGUGUUUUCCAUUUCUAUGGCCAUUUGUCUCCUGCUGGAGGUGCUCCUCAUUGUUCUGGUGUUUGUGUUCUACUUUGUGGACGAUGCGUUUGCUGACAUUGGGUUGUAUCCCGAAGAUGCCCUUGAAGAUGCAGUUGUCAAGUACAGAGAUGACCCUGAUAUGCAAGGAUUGAUAGAUAAUAUUCAAGAACUGCUGUCGUGUUGUGGAGUCAGUAAAGAUGACGAAGGCUACAAGGACUGGAAUAAAAAUCUUUACUUUCAAUGUUCGGACGACAACUUCAGCCCGGAAGCCUGCUCUGUUCCAUUUUCAUGUUGCAGAAUUUCUGGUGGAGAUCAAAUCAAUUACCAGUGUGGAGCUGGCAUGCUGAAGGAUAAUGCUCUGGAUCGAGAGAGAAAGAUUUAUACUCAAGGUUGUCUCAAGGGUCUCGAAAACGUGAUAAAAGAUAACAUCUGGAUCUAUGGGGGAGUCAUCUUCGGUGUUCUCUUACCACAGGCUUUCGUAAUCUGUGUUGCCAAGGCUUUGGUUUUCCAGGUCAAGGAACAAAUGCUGAAGUGGUAGUCACCCGUAGCAGGUCUGGAUUCUUCUUGAAGGUCUUCGCUGACUUUUCCUAUCUCAGAAAUGGACUGUCAAACUAUACAAGUUUAAGCGAGGACUCUUUUCCAGAAACUUCUGGGAUGUGGAAUGUUCAUAACUUUCAUGUUUUUUUUCUGUAUGGUAGUUUCUGUACUUAUUUGUGUUAACCUUUGGGAAAAACUCGAUAAUUGUCCGUUUUAUUAACUGUUAGUCUAAUUAAAGAAGUUUGGAUUGUGUAGCCAGCACUCAUGGUUAAUGCAAUUUAAGUUUGAGAGUCCUAUUUUUAUUUAUAAUGCCAUAUACUCUGACGCAGAAUUUAUUGUUUGAAUUUAAAGGAAAAAUCUCAGAUUUUCUUUUUUUUAUGUUGUUUUAUGAUAUUAUAAAUCAAUAUAUUGAGUAUUCCAGUAGAAGGAUUAAAAUGGUGCAAAUAUAUUAAGUAAGUAUUUUGAGUUUAUUUUUUUGUAAAGGAAGAUCACUCUUGGAUUUUGUGUAAGUCGACUCCAUAGCAUGGUCACAAGUCUUGAGUUUGACAUACAGUACCUGUUUUGUCCCGUGGAGCAGGCAAUCAAGUUCACUGAAAUUAAACUGCUAUGAAUUUGUUCAUCUUUUCCUUUGUCUACAUCAAGGUAGAGUUUUUCCCAUUCCUGCCUCCUUUUUAACGAUCACAAAGGAGUGAGUGUUACAAUGUUGGGUGGGAAGGACUGAAAUGUAUAUAAGGCUGUCGGCAAAAUCUGGGCCUUGUAGAUAUAUAUCAUUUGAAAUGAGGAUAAACUGGUAAAGAAAGGUUUACUUAUUUUUAAAAAAUACCAGUCAUACAGCUGUUUUGUUGAGUUGCCUUUGCUGCAGUGUUUUUUAGUCGGGAUGUUUUUUCAUUCCCUUACAUAGGACAAUGUAAUGAUGUCAUGUGAUAAUGACUAAGCUGGGUGUGUACAGCAUACUAUUGCAAAGUCAUGCGAGCCUUCAGGGGGAUAUGUUACUAUAACUAAGUACUUUAAGCCCUAGCUUCGCUAGAACAAAAAUAUUUUUGUCUUCUUAUGAUACCGCGCAAAUACAUUUAUGAUGUUACUUUUCUCCCCGGCUUCUUCAGGGAAAUUGUUGUUGUUUCUUAUGGACGUGCUGCUGUGCAGCUACUCACUGCAACUUGCUGAUUUUGUUUCCCUCGUGGCCUUUUUAUUAAUAUUUAACCAUAGUAUAUUAUUAUUAUCUUGCCUGUUUGUAACGCUCUAGCCAUAUCUGAGUGGCAUGUUUGUUAUCUUUGUGAAUGUUGUUUGUUUUCGGUGGUUUAUGUGGGUAAAAAUACCCCAACAAAACGAAAUGCUUUUCAGCGUCAUCUGUGGGGUAAUUGGGCUCUUUGGUAGGUUGGCUUCUGGGUGGGGAAAUUUUUAAAAUAUCAAAUAGAAAUACAUUAGUCCUGUUUGCUGGGAUGCUGUAUCCCACUCGUUCUGGGUUGGCCCUGACAGGCUAGGUUGAAGUAGCCCGUCUCCUUAAUAAUCUACAUUGUUUGAAUGGCGACGUAAAACAUUUACAUUCAUGGUUUUCUUUUUAAAUUAGGACUUUCCUCCCUACUGGGUCACUCCUUUCUAUUGAAACUUUAAUGGUAAUUCUUUUUUGCAUUCAAGUUAUAAUAAUGUUAAGAAGUUGUAUAGAGCUUCAUUUUUUAAGGUAUUCAUUAUUGUCUUUUCAUCUGUCAUAGAUAUGUUUAUGUGGAUAUUUUCAGAAUUUUUACUCUUAAUAAGUUUACACCUGUAUUGCAAUAAUCUCUUUUACAUUAAAGUUAAAGCACUAUUUAUUAAUUACCUUUUUAUCUGGUACUGUGAAAACAAAAUCGAUCUGAGUUCUUUAUAAAUGGUCACUGUGUCCUUUUUUUAAAAAGAAAAGCUCCUUAACGGUCAUACUAUAAAUUCACAUUUUUCCUGAAUGAAGAAAAAAUCUCCUUUCGUUCACUAUCUGUCAUUGCUGGACAUGUAUGCAGCUGAUAAUUCAACUUAUUAUUUCCCCUCCCUUUAAUAAUUGGAUAUACAAUGUAUAAUAAUAUUGUUUCCUGGUACUUAUUUUUAUUCAGUGUCACAACCCACAGUUACCAACAGUAGCGGAUUGGUUUUUAAAAUUUUAUUUUGUAUUGAACAAUCUGUUAAACAUGAUAUGUAUAGAGUGCUGUAUUUUUUUGUUUAAGUUCAGAAUGGUGAGCUUAGUAUUGAACAUAUUUUACAAAACGUCAUACCAUAAGCAGUUUGUGUUAAGUUCAGAGGAUGGGUCUUUAUAACAGCGAGUUGGAACAAGGGUGAUGACUAUGGAAUUUGAAUUAAGAAGACUUAAUAUUUUUUUUUUUUUUUAUGGUCCUUUUCUUCCUUUUUUUUUCUUUUAUGGAUUUUGGAACUGACAAAGAAGUCCAAAUCCAUUUAGAAGACGUUAUAUGAUUUGCUGCAGAGAAGAAACUGCUUAUAAGAUAUAGCGCAGUGGUAAGAGUAAGUUUAGUAUGGGGUUUUACGGCGCUCGUCGUGGUAAGAGUAAGUCCAAAUUUCAAGAGUCUAACACUGGCUCUGUGUCCGUCGUAUCUUGACUGAAGUGCUGCAUGAACGUCUCCCUUCAGUUGAGUCAAGUCAGUCAGAACUAGGUUUAAUAAAAUGAAACGUUGGUCAAGAGGUAGAAAUAAAUUGAGAGAGUCCUGUAUGUGUACAGCAUUCCAUCCUACAUUAUUAUAUGUGGACGUGACCUGCAUUUUGGAUCAUUUCUAACAGGUAGCUGUGUACAGUGUAGGAACAUGGAGAGAAGGGAGGGUGAAUUAAAAUGUAUGUAAGAGUGAUAAAACUAGUAAGAGUGUCAGAUCAUGGUCUGUUUAAUGUCUGAUAUUUUAAAAUCGAAAAUAUGAGUGCACGCCUUGUGAAAGGGGCGAAAAGUUGGGCCAUAUUGUUUCAAGCUUUAGGCUGAAAAGGUAGAAAAAUCAAUGUUAUUUCUAAAACACGUUUUGAUUGGAAAAAUAAAAUAGUUCUACCGAUUCUGAACCAGAAUUUAAAAGGGUUUUCAUUUAUCUGACUUUCAAGCAUUUUAUUAGGAAUCAUUUUGAUGACCGGGUAUUCUUGACUCUUUAUCUCCGAGGAGGUAAACCCACUAUGCUGGGCCCCUUUGUUAGUGCUAAAUCUAGAAAUGACAAAAACGUCACUAAAUGGGUCAUUAAAUCAAAACAAGUCAACCUAUUUUGAUAGUUCUUCAUAUAAAGUUUGAACUCCCGAUAAAAGAUUUAUUUUCGGCUAUUGCCCAAAAGUAAUUUGAUGUUGAAGUCGUCGUAAAGGAAUGUGCCGGAGCUACUGUCAGCGGCUUGUCGGAGAUAAAGAGUUAAGACAUUGAAAAUGUCUUUUACAAGUGACUAAAACAAUGCUUGGGUUCUGUCUCUGCUUUCCCAGCUCUGCACUUCAAAUGAAGUUGAACCUCGUCAUGUUUUAUACCAAAAUGUUUUCUAGGACUUUCCCUGCACCGUAAAUAGUUAAAAUAGCAGUGUGCUUGAAUAACUCUAGGUGCAAGCGAAUCCUGCUUCUUAUGCAUCCUUACACUGGCUGUCAUUUUGGUGUCUUUGUGGUGUAAUGUGUUAAAAAAAACUUGGUAGUGAGUUUUCUUGAAAUAUAUCUUUGUACCCUAUCCAAUGAAAUGCGCAGUUAUCUCAAACACUGCUUCUAAAAUAGAUAUUUAAAAAUUUCUAUAUAGUUUUAUACUCCCCUGAAUAUUUUCAGUUUUGGUAGGAAUUCAUUAAAAAAUUUUGCUCGUGUGGUGGUGAUGCUAAAUUUCAUUAAUGAAGGAUUUCUUGUUAGUAUCUCAGGUUUGUCUUCACAAAGAGAAGAUUCAUAUACAAUGAGUUUUUAUGUUUUUAGUGAGAAUUUGUCUCAGGUAAGUUAAAAGUAAUCAAAAUUAUGUUUUAGUUGGCUUUAUUGCUACCAGUGUAUUAUUGUGCUUCUUUUUACUUGUGUUAAUUUCUUGUUUUUGCUGCUGUGUUAUUGUAAAAGAAGUCGAAGGGAAGCAUGUUCCUUUCUGUUGGAAUGUCUUUAUUCUUUAUGUUUUGAAACGCAAAAGCUUCAAUAUAAUGGUGUGUUCAAGCUUUAUCUUUUCUUGUUUUGCUGGUCAUAACAAGUUCUCUAUUUUUCUUCUCCUUUGGCUAUAGUUUAUUGGAAAGAAUACUUUUUUGGGGAUAUGUUUGCAAAUUUGUUACUCUAAACUAUUUUGCGUUUGUUUGUCAACUUAGUUAUCUUUUGACCUUGCUUUUACUUUUAUCAUGGUGCCAGUUUUAAAAACAAAAUUCUGCUAAAGCAGGGUUGUCUAUUCACUUGUUCAUGAAGUCUGAUCAGCUUGACUGGGUGGAGUUAAAAAGGUUAAGUGAGCGAUUUUUACAGCAAGAAUGAUGUUUAUGCGCCUCAAUGAAAGCAAUGGCAUUGGAUCAGUUAUGUAAUGGUCAUAAGCUGCCUUGGUCAAAGCGUACAGCUUGUAAAGUCAAUCUGGUCAAACAUUUCUAAUUUUGUCAGGGACUAUGAGUCAAAGAGUUACAGGAAUCUCAUAGGCAUUGUUAUCAUUAUAGCCAAAAGAUAAACACAGAGUAAGUAGUCUUCAGUCAUGAUUGCUCUUUUAACACCAUUUAAGCAUGCUUCAGAGAGAAAGAUUUGGGAACUGUAGAACUGACAUCUGUUCAGAACAAUAAUCAGUUUAGAAUUCAGAUUAAGUUGCCUCUACACAUCCAACAAAUUUGGUGAAGUGGUCUUUCUGGCCUGAUAUAUGGGAUAUGAGACAUUAAAAAUGAUGGUUGAGCAAGGGACUCCAAGUGCUUUUCCUCUUUUCCUGCAAAGUGUAUGCUUUUUAUGGUACCUCAAAAAGAAAGAGAACAACUUAACAUGUGACUGUACUUUACAUGUGACAAGGUAAACUCAAGGCAUGAGGCUUUGUUUUCGGACAGAACUGUGUCCAAUCAAAAUUUUUAAUAAUCCACCAUGCAAAGGACAGGUUAAUGAUGUUUAUGAGUGUUAUAUUUGUAAAUAGAAAUUAUUAAGAUUGUAUGGGUUGAUGAAGGUGUAUGCUUUUUGUGAUGUAAGUCAGUUGGGCUGCUGUUACUGUGAUGGUGGCAGGAAUCCUAUAAUUGGACAUAACAAUUUAAAGACUACUCGUGGUGAGGGGAAAGGUUAUUGUAUGUUGAAUUAGUGUAGAAAAUUCAGCACAUGUUUUUGCAAGGGUUUGGACUCCUGGGCUGAUAGCUUUUUUUUUAUUGCUUUGCCGAACAUUUUUGAUAUAAUAUUCAUCUACAGGGGCCAUUGCUUACCUUUACUUGUCUCUAUUAGUAUUUUAUAAGCCUGGAAAUAUUCAAUUUCUGGACUAUUUAUCAUUGGCUGUCCACCCCAUUUAAGUCAAAAUGAACUAUUACUUUAUGAGAUUUGAUGAUGGAAAGUGAGUUAUUAUUUUUCUGUACUUACUUGUGCAUGGUAACAAAAUUGUACCAGCAUCUACUAUGUUUAGUAUGCAUCAUAAUUGAUUAUUUUGCGUUUUUGUCUCUGGACAUUUUGUGGGUUACUAUUUUUAGUUAUAGCAAAAACUAUCUUUCGUUUACAUUGUUUGUAUUCAUUUUGCAAAUGCCAGACAAAAAUGUGGAGUAAACCUAUAUUUACUAUAAUUGAAGAAUAGUAUUUUGAAUUAUAAUAAGUAAAGUAUAAAUUGCGAUUUGCUGUAGAUUGAUUUGAAAGUUAAUGUGCUUUACGUUAUGCGAAAUAAUGUUCAGAAAUAAGAAAAUUUUUUGCUUUUGAUUAUUCAGGUUAAUAGUUCUGCUUAAGAAAAAGUGAAAAAUUAUCAUCCUAUACAGGAUGAAUUUUGUAUAUCCACCGAGUUAUAUUAAUUUAUGGCAGAAUCUUCUUGAGUUUCAUGUGGAGCUUGUAUCUGUAUUCUUAGAAAGAAAUGCAUGUUAUUCAAUGCCUUUGAAAGCAUAUAACUUUCGAAACCUUGUCAUACUUUUGUGAAGUUGAUGUUGAAAUGCUACCUUAUAGUAUUUAGGAAAAAUCCUCCAAAUUUUAUGACGUUUCUGAUUAUUGGUGUGCCUGUCAACUAUCACCAUCAGUUGUGAAAAAAAGAUAUACAUUCCAGUUCAGCCUUUUUGCUCUUAUAGGUAUACGAAGUUUUAAUGUAUCCAGUUUUAUGAAAGUGAUUCUUUUGAGAUGUUAUACAGUUUCCUUGUCAGCAAAAUAUGAAUUUUAUUCCCAUUGACUCCAAAAUUUUUGCAAUUUUCAAAUAAACCUCGGUACUCUUGAAAUUCCCUAUUUUACCUUUUGUGAAUUUUGUAUUUUUGUGAGUGAAGUGUUGUGUGUUUGAAAAUGAUAAAAAUUUUAUCUACCUACCUUUAUUAUAGUCUUAUUUACUGUCAGUUUUUCUCAAGUUAGUUGUUGGCCUUUGUAUGAUGAUCAAAUUCGAUGGAAAUUAUAUAAUAAAUAAAUAUCUUUCAUGG